This is a messenger RNA of Suillus clintonianus, 966 nucleotides long. RefSeq lists its product as uncharacterized. The coding region runs from base 1 to 966 and encodes 321 amino acids. Lineage: Eukaryota; Fungi; Basidiomycota; Agaricomycetes; Boletales; Suillaceae. The transcript has 4 exons. The record is from RefSeq and is a predicted model, not a curated record.
AUGUCGUCUGAAACCAGCAACACCGACAUUAACGUUGUUGCUAGUCCUUCUGUCGUUCUGGAUGACAACGACACUGCCGCGCUCACAUGCGAGAUUCAAGCACUCUGCGAUGCGAUACAAACACUGAUCGACGCAGUGCCUGCCGACAAGGACCGUGCGCCAUAUGUCGAAAAGGAAGAUUGGUGCCUGCGCUGGACGCAACUUUUUAGUUCUCUGAUCGCCUGCCUCAAUCAUGCGAAGGACAAGCACUUGCCGCUUGAAUUGUCCGUCGCAGCAAGGGAGUUAGGCGGGCAAGCGACGCUCUUACACGACGCGUUUCAGCGCGACAUCCGCAAAAUGAAGACCGCCUCGGCGAGCCAGGCGGAUCCGGCUGCCCAAGAGAUGGAGGAGACGGUCGAGAAGGUCAAGGUGUCUGCUUCAGACGCAGACACCCGGAUGAGCGUCGCGACCGAUAAGGUCAAUCCUGUCUCAUGCACCCGUUGCGCCAACAUGGGUCGACCAUGCUAUAGCAAUAGUGCUGGCAUGGUUUGCCUGAACUGCAAGCGGCUCAAGGCCAGAUGUUCUCUUGUUGUCGAGAAAGGCAAGGCAAAUGCUGCUCCCACAGCCGUCCUGGCUCAUAUGGCUCCAAAGCCCAGCGCGGCUCCUAGGCACAGACCUGCACCAAGGCAUGUGCAUGCACCGAAGGACAAGGGCAAGUCCAAAGCCAAGUCCACGGCCUCGCAACAUCCUCAGCCGGCUGCCGGCCCCUCCAGCACAGCUAGCGUCCUCAACAGCAGUCGCAAGAGGAAGGAGGCCGAAAUCGAAGACGAGGUAGACUCCGAGAGCGACGAAGAGGCCGCUUACAUGGCAGGGAGGAUUGAAGCUCUGCCCAGCUACAUCUCCGUGGUUGAUACCGCCCUCAACGCAUUGAAAGAAGAAGUCAGUGCAAUUAAUGGAUAUAUGUCCAAAAAGCGCCGCCGCCUUUAG